Molecule: messenger RNA, 1764 nt
Organism: Centropristis striata (black sea bass)
Lineage: Eukaryota; Metazoa; Chordata; Actinopteri; Perciformes; Serranidae
Gene: tmem19
Product: transmembrane protein 19
Exons: 9
Coding region: 254-1261 (335 amino acids)
Cellular component (GO): membrane
Source: RefSeq, a predicted model, not a curated record
UCCACCUCCGUCAUAGCGCUGCGGACUGACCGUUACUAACGGUUACACCGGCCGUUACUAACCGUUAGACCGGCUGCCCGGUCAGACGGAGCUAACGGCGAGCUAACCGGGUUAGCACACUGACCGUUUCACGUCUCGGGGAGGAUCUCUGCAUCAGUUAAAAGUGUCAACAGCUUCAAAAUGAGCUCAGAUCUUCCUCAUCCUCAUCCUCAUCCUCACCGCUCCUCUCUGACCGCUCUGUCAGUCUGUCGGCAUGAACUCUUAUGAUGAUGUACUGAUGAAGGAAUCUAUCAAGAUGAUGACUGAUAUGAUCGUGCUGUGUGUCACUUUGGCACUCUCCCUUUUCUUCUGGAUCCUCUCCCUCACCAUCAGCACGUAUUAUGGAACGCUGCAGCCUGUGUCACCGUGGCGAUGGCUGUUCUCAAUCCUGGUUCCCUUGAUGCUGACGGUCAGAGCGCUGAAGAGAGGCAGCCUGAGCCACUCAGGAGCCCUGGGAGCUCUCCUUGUAGGUUUUGUGUUGACGAUGGCCAACUACAGCUUCUUCUCCUCUCUGCUCGCCUUCUUCAUCACCUCCUCCAAACUGACCCGCUGGGGAGGAGCGCAGAAGAAGAAAAUAGACGCAGAAUACAAAGAAGGGGGCCAGAGGAACUGGGUCCAGGUCUUCUGUAACGGAGGAGUUCCCACAGAGCUGGCACUGCUUUAUAUGAUAGAGGUGGGUCCAGGUGAGAUCCCCAUUGACUUCAGCAAACAGUACUCGGCCUCCUGGAUGUGCCUGUCACUGCUGGGCGCCAUGGCGUGCAGCGCCGGGGACACCUGGGCCUCAGAGGUGGGGCCCGUCCUCAGCCAAUCACAGCCCAGACUCAUCACAACCUGGAAGGAAGUCCCAGCAGGAACAAACGGGGGAGUCACCACUGUGGGACUGGUUGCCAGCUUCCUGGGUGGCUUCGCGGUGGGCGUGGCUUACUACGCAACGCAGCUCCUCCUGAUCUCUGACCUGCACCUGGCCGACCCCCAGUGGCCCAUCAUGGUUUAUGGCGGCGUGGCCGGCCUGCUGGGGUCCAUGCUGGACUCCUUCCUUGGAGCUCACAUGCAAUACUCAGGUUUCGACUCGAGCAUCGGGAAGGUGGUGAGCUACGAGUCGGCCACCACUCGGAGGAUCUGUGGGAAACCGAUCCUGGACAACAACGCCGUCAACCUGUUCUCUUCGGUCCUGGUGGCGCUGGUCCUGCCCGGGCUGGCGUGGGGCAUGUGGCCCCGGUAGACCAACAACCAUCAUCUGAGGCUUCAAUAUUAAAGACACUGGUAGUAAUCUGAUGAUCGUUAGUGAUCUCACAAGCUUAAUGACACGCUCUCUGCCUGAAUGAAUCAUGUUGGACAGAGGAAAAUAAAUCAUGAAAACUCUUUGUAGUGUUUCAUACAAUAACUCAACUAUGUCCUACAAAUUAAUGCACACGUUGUUUGGAAAUUAUUUUCCUGAUACUGAGAAUUAGGGGUGAAACGAUUCUCCAAGUGCACGGUUCGAUUUUUAUACUAAAUUAAUUCGUUAAUUUAGUAAUUUAACACAAAUGGUUUCUGUUUCAGAACUGUUUCAUAUCAUACCUACCCAAUCUUUUUAUCCAUUAUCAGGUUUGACCCUUCAAAUGUCAAGUUUGUUUUCUGUUUUUAAUGGUUUGGUUUAAUGUUUUUAAUUUCUUUUUUUAAUUUCACAGCCGAAAAGUUGCAACAAAGUUGAUUUUGAUGCAUUUCAUUUUUUUGUGUAGUCAG